This is a messenger RNA of Marmota flaviventris (yellow-bellied marmot), 1246 nucleotides long. RefSeq names its product fructose-bisphosphatase 2 (gene Fbp2). The record is from RefSeq and is a predicted model, not a curated record. Gene Ontology annotation, cellular component: cytoplasm; cytosol. Lineage: Eukaryota; Metazoa; Chordata; Mammalia; Rodentia; Sciuridae. Gene Ontology annotation, biological process: gluconeogenesis; fructose 6-phosphate metabolic process; fructose 1,6-bisphosphate metabolic process. Gene Ontology annotation, molecular function: fructose 1,6-bisphosphate 1-phosphatase activity.
AGGAAGGUGGGAAGCAUCCUCGGCCACCAUGACGGACAGAAGCCCCUUCGAAACCGACAUGCUCACCCUGACCCGCUACGUUAUGGAAAGGGGGCGGCAGGCCAAAGGCACCGGGGAGCUCACCCAGCUGCUGAACUCCAUGCUCACCGCCAUCAAGGCCAUCUCCUCGGCCGUGCGCAAGGCCGGCCUGGCCCACCUGUACGGCAUCGCAGGCAGCGUGAAUGUGACUGGAGACGAGGUGAAGAAGCUGGACGUGUUGUCCAACUCCCUGGUGAUCAACAUGCUUCAGUCGUCCUACAGCACGUGCGUCCUGGUCUCGGAGGAGAAUAAGGACGCCAUCAUCACGGCCAAGGAGAGGCGGGGGAAGUACGUCGUCUGCUUUGACCCCCUGGAUGGAUCUUCCAACAUCGACUGCCUGGCCUCCAUCGGGACCAUAUUUGCCAUCUAUAGAAAGACCUCAGAGGGGGAGCCUUCAGAAAAGGACGCCCUGCAGCCUGGCCGCAACAUCGUGGCCGCGGGCUACGCGCUCUACGGCAGCGCCACUCUGGUGGCACUUUCCACGGGGCAAGGUGUGGACCUCUUCAUGCUGGACCCCGCUCUUGGGGAAUUUGUGCUUGUGGACAAGGAUGUCAGGAUUAAGAAGAAAGGAAAGAUUUACAGCCUCAACGAGGGCUAUGCCAAGUAUUUUGACGCUGCCACCACAGAGUAUGUGCAGAAGAAGAAAUUCCCUGAGGAUGGCAGUGCUCCCUAUGGGGCCAGGUAUGUGGGCUCCAUGGUGGCCGAUGUGCACCGUACCCUGGUCUAUGGAGGGAUCUUCUUGUACCCAGCCAACCAGAAGAGCCCCAAGGGCAAGCUCCGGCUCUUAUAUGAGUGCAAUCCCGUGGCCUAUAUCAUCGAGCAGGCAGGAGGUGUGGCAACCACAGGCACCCAGCCUGUACUGGACGUGAAGCCUGAGAGUAUCCACCAACGAGUCCCCCUCAUUUUGGGAUCCCCAGAUGAUGUGCAGGAAUAUCUCACCUGUGUACAGAAAAACCAGGCAGGCAGGUAGUGAAUCUGGCCUCACGAGCCCUCUUUUAUGUGUCCUGUACCUUGCACUGAGGACCCUGUGAGUGAUACUUGAAGAUGGUGGUGAUGAGAAAGAGGCAAACCCACAUUCAGAAGAGCCACAGCCCAUUGCUAAAGGCAGGGUCAGAAGUCCCAGGGCAUUCUGUGGUUCAUAGAGAGGGCUGAAAAUAAAAACUGACCU